Molecule: messenger RNA, 7082 nt
Organism: Perca flavescens (yellow perch)
Lineage: Eukaryota; Metazoa; Chordata; Actinopteri; Perciformes; Percidae
Product: protein crumbs homolog 1
Exons: 13
Coding region: 152-4534 (1460 amino acids)
Biological process (GO): establishment or maintenance of epithelial cell apical/basal polarity; heterophilic cell-cell adhesion
Cellular component (GO): protein-containing complex; plasma membrane
Molecular function (GO): calcium ion binding
Source: RefSeq, a predicted model, not a curated record
CCCAGUGGUCGGGCAUGCAUGUGUUGGAGCUCACUCUCAGCAGCUAACUUGGAGCAGCCUGGAUGGAGCACUGCCGUGUGCUGGAUGGAGAACCUGUGGACUGACAGCAUCGUUCUGCACUGACUGGAAACCCUCAGCAGCCUGUUUUACCAUGGAGUUUGGAAGAGUUUGGUCCCGAUAUCAGAGGACGGUACUGAUUACCGCGAUGAUGUUCAAACUGGGCCUACUGUGCACAGUAGCAGCAGACUCGUGUUUGUCAUCUCCCUGCAACAAUAAUGCCACAUGUCUUGACCACCUGGGUGACUAUGUGUGCGUGUGCCCCAAAGGACCGGUGUGGUACAUGGGGAAAAACUGUGAUGAGCUGUAUGACGCAUGUAUUAUGGCACCCUGCACCAACUGUACCAGCAAGCCUGGGACUGACAAGUUCACCUGCCAUUGCCCGGACGGCUUUACAGGGCUAAACUGCACCCAGGAUGUAGAUGAAUGUCAGAGCAACCCCUGCAAAGGUAACCAGUCCUAUUGUGUCAACGGAGUCAAUGGCUAUUCCUGCCACUGUCCCCUGGGAAUGGGAGGGCACGACUGCCAGGAGAAUGUGACUACUUGUUCAGAGAAAACAUGCCAGAAUGGAGGCACCUGUAUGGACAUCCCUGACAUUGGGCACAUGUGCCAGUGUGCGGCUGGGUACCAGGGGAGGAACUGUGAGGAAAACAUUGAUGAAUGCCUGUCUGAGCCCUGUCAGAAUGGAGCCAUCUGUAAAGACGGGGUUAACGCCUACCAGUGUUUCUGUGUGCCUGGAUUUCAAGGCUACCACUGUGACUUAGACAUCAACGAGUGUGCAUCUCGACCCUGUCAAAACAAUGGCACAUGUCUGGAUGAGGUGGAUCACUACAGGUGUGACUGCGCUCCGGGCUUCAAAGGGAUUAAUUGCGAGGUGGAGAUCGAUGAGUGCGAGGUGCAUCCCUGCCAGAAUGGCGCCACCUGCCGAGACCACAUCGCCACAUACACGUGUGAGUGCAUGGCCGGCUUCCAGGGUCAAGACUGCGAGGUCAACAUAGAUGAAUGUGCCAGCAUCCCCUGUUUGAAUGAGGGCAAGUGCAUAGAUGGGGUCAACAGCUAUGAGUGUGACUGUGAGGGGACGGGCUUUGUAGGCGACCACUGUGAAGAGGAUAUUCCUGAAUGUGCUUCUGACCCCUGCCAGCAUGGAGCCACUUGUUUGGAGGGGACCAACAAGUACAAGUGCCUCUGCUGGCCAGGUUACGAAGGAGAGAACUGCCAGCUGGAUAGAGAUGAGUGUGAGCAGCAUCCCUGUGAGAAUGGUGGCGAGUGUUUCCAGCGCUCAGAUAUUGUGAACUACGGAACGCUGCCUGAAUUCAGCAAAGCCAAUUUCAGCUAUGAAGAGGCAGCUGGCUUCAUCUGCCGCUGUUUGCCAGGAUUCACUGGAGACAACUGCUCAGUCAAUGUGGACGAGUGUGAGUCUGCUCCGUGUCAGCAUGGAGGAACCUGUCAGGACCUGGUUAACUCUUAUCAAUGUGUGUGUCCAGAUGGCUUCACAGGUGUACACUGUGAGGUGGACAUCAACGAGUGCGAGAGCGAUCCCUGCCAGAAUGGCGCCACGUGUGAAGACGCUGCCAACUCCUAUAGGUGUCACUGCCCCGUGCCAGAGCCUGGCCAGGAGCCUUGGGGUGGGCGAGACUGUGACGUCCGUCUGGUCGGCUGCCAACAGCACCAGUGUCAGCAUGGAGCAGGUUGCGUGCCCGCACUGACCGAUGAUGGAGAGCACAGCUACACCUGCCUCUGUCUGCCUGGCUGGACCGGAGAACGCUGCAACACCUCCACCACCUUCUCCUUCAACUCUGAGGGCUACAUCCACAUGCAGCUGCCUAUUUCAAAAAACAGGACAAAACGAGAGACUAAUCACGGGCUCCACAUGCAGCUCCGAUUCAGGAGCACUCUGCCCGACAUGGUGCUGUACUACCGGGGCAGCACGGAGCGCUUUGUCUCCUUGGAGCUUGUUGGAGGCUCCCUUAAGGCCAAGGUGAAGUCAGGGAAGGUACUGCAGGUCAUUUACCCUGGCCCAGUCAAUGACGGGGAAUGGCACCAGGCCACCGUGACCAUGGAUGAGAGGCUGGUUCUGGUUGUAAAAGGACCCGGCUGUGAGGAAGAGUGCCUGGUGAAAAAUGAGGGCUACAAUCAUCUCAUCUUCCUACAGCGCAGCUCCUUUCAACAUCUGUAUGUCGGAGGGGCACCGCAGGAAUAUUUGGCCCAAACGUCCAGCGGAACGGGGUUCAUUGGCUGCAUGCAAGACCUUCAAGUUGACCACAAGCUGCUUCUACCUCAGGAUCUCAUUAAAGAGGAGAACCAGGGCUUGGAAAUAGGAUGCAGCAAAAAUGAUUGGUGUCAAGAUGACCCAUGCAUGCAACGUGGGCAAUGUGUGGACAUGUGGGUUCGUCCCAGCUGUCGGUGUCAUCGGCCCUACUAUGGAGAAAGCUGUGGGAAAGAGUAUCCAUCCUGGACCUUCGGACAUGAGAACACCACCAGCUAUGCCGGCUUCAACAUCUCGGAAACUCAUGGAGACAACUUCACUAUCUCCUUUUUAAUGCGCUCCCUCAAACACAACGGUCUGCUCCUGCAACUCCGUCGAGAAGGAAAGCCCUACCUGACAGUUUAUCUGAAGGAGGGCACUGUAGCUAUUUACAGCCCUCACACCACUCUGCUGUCAGAGGCCAUGUUCGUCACUGACGGCAACAAUAAUUUAGUGACUGUACAGGUACAGUAUGGCCAUGUGGUCUACCCCAAAGCAGGGAAUCAUCGGGCAUUAGGGAAUGUGAGUGUAGAGGCAGGGGACGUGGUGUAUGUGGGAGGGCUCCCUGCAGGCAAUAGCAUGAAUGCCUGGGGUGGAAAUUUCAAGGGCUGCCUGCAGGACAUUCAGCUGGACCACAAGCAUCUGACCACUGAGGAUCACGCAGAGGGGCUGGAAGUUUACCAGGCAGGCCCAGAGGAGAACGUGCUGCCAGGAUGCCAAAGUGAUGACACAUGCAAGGAUCAGCCCUGUUUUAAUGGUGGACAGUGUCAGGUUACCUGGAAUGACUUCAAGUGCGACUGUUCCAUUAACUUCUCGGGCCGGCUGUGCGAGACACGUUUGUGGUGCGUCGACAACCCUUGUUCUGACGCAGUACGCUGUGUGGACCUACAGGACGGAUAUGAGUGUUUAACUGAAGCCAUUUUUCAGGACAACGCUCUUCAGUAUGUUUCCAACAGUUCCCUGCUGAGCCCUGUUACCAACAUCACCAUGGAUGUAAGGACGCGGGACGAGAACGGGAUCUUGUUGCGAGCCGGCAGCAGAGCCGAGGUCUUCUGCAUUGGUCUGCUCAACUCCUCCCUGCUGGUCAAACUGAACAGCGGGGCGAGUGCAGAGCUGCUGGCCUUCACAAGUGACAGAGCCAUCGCAGACGGAGCAUGGCAUCACAUCCAGCUGACCAUGGUCGAUCCCACACAGUUAGCAUCCCGCUGGCGCCUUACCGUCGAUGGGCAGAGAGUGGGUGGUAGCUUCGGCGUUGGCGGCAACCUUAACUUCCUGAAUGACACCAUAAUCUGGCUGGCGGAGAAGUACACUGGAUGUUUAGGGGAGGUGCGAGUGGGUGGAGUCUACCUGCCGCUCAUAAAUGUACCGGACGCCCCGCAGAUGAGCUGGUUCUCCAGAUUGGGUGGGCACGAGCCAAUCAUAGGAUGCCUAGGUGCACCGAUUUGCGAUUCCCAGCCCUGCCUCAACCAGGGUGUAUGCCAGGACCAGUUUAAUGAGUUUAACUGCAGCUGCAGCGCAGGAUGGGAGGGGGAACUGUGCGAGAUGGAGGUUAAUGAGUGUUCUUCAGGUCCCUGUGUCUACGGUACAUGUACAGACCUUCUGGCAGACUACCAGUGUGACUGUGAGCCUGGAUACACAGGGACAAACUGUCAGGAAGAGGUGGAUAACUGUGUGGAGUUCAGCUGUGUGAAUGGAGGAACCUGCGUGGACAGGUUGGGAGCUCACACCUGUUCAUGUCCUCCUGGCUACGUCGGCAAACGCUGCCAGUGGCGUUUCCCUCCAGUGGCGUGCGAUGCACACACAGAGUGUCUAAACGGAGGGGUUUGUAUAGGAGGCGACUCUGGAGGCAACUGCACCUGCAAGCCGGGAUACACGGGUGCCAGGUGUGAGACAGAAAUAGACGAGUGUGAGUCCAGCCCUUGUCUCAACGGUGCCACCUGUCUCGACAGACUCAACCACUUCCAGUGUGUGUGUGUGCCGGGUUUCAGCGGCACAAUGUGCGAGAGCAACAAAGCGGAGCCUAUGGAGCGAAUCCCCUGGCUGGUGGUGACCAUCCCCCUGAUCACCCUGUGUGUGUUACUGGCCAUCCUGGUGGUGUUUUGCCUCAUCAUGACAGCGCGGAAGAAGCGGCAGUCAGAGGGCACGUACAGCCCCAGCUCACAGGAGGUGGCCGGUGCCAGGCUCGAGAUGGGCAGUGUCCUCAAAGUGCCCCCAGAGGAAAGGCUGAUCUAAGGCCUGCAGCCCUGCCUCACAGCCUCUAUCUAUGUAAAGGGGCAGAGAGAACAUAAGGUCUGCAGUGUCACACUGGCGGGCCCUCCUGCCCUCUGAAGAAGUGAUGGAGGAUUACUCAGUCAGUGCGUUUACAUGCACAGCAGGAACCGGGGCAUGGUCUUACCCUUGUUAAGUGAAUAACCUGGUUAUGCCAGUUCUCCCUGCAUACAUAACGGGGAAGAAUGCGAAGAAUAACAAGAGUAACUCCACCUCCGGUAGAGUAGGUGGUACUCUACCAACGUACAACUGGUAGGAAAAAUCACAACAGCUUGGAAAGCAAGGAGAACAUGGACCAAUUUUCAGCGCUCUACAUUUAAUACAUUCUUCAUGCCUUACUUCUCGUACUGGCGUGGGUUUAAAGGUUUAAAGCUUGUGUUGUUGCUGUUGCUGUUUGGCGCUGUUGUUUCCAACUGCUCUCUUAUAUUUCCGUGCAACGGAGAGGGCAGGGGCUGCAUGUGCAGACGCAUAACCUGAGCUUACCCCGGUUAAGACGUAAACAUGCCCGAAUACCGCGGUUACUAAAGGAGUUCUCUAGGUCUGUUAACCGGGGGAAGAGAACUCUGAUUUUGGCCGGGUUUAGGUGAUUACAUGGCGUUUGAGUAACCGGGGCAUUGCCUUAACCCAAAUAUAAUCACUCAGGUUCUUAAACUGCAUGUAAACGCACUGAAUAAUGACUGAUCCUCCACCUGGAAAAACUACUGAUGUUGAAGUCUCACAGAUGUACGGUUAAAUAUGAGUGACAGUUACCCGAUUACUCAGGCUGUCCUGCUGGGGCGAGAGUGGUCAAAGGAUGCUCUGAUGCUGGACGCCCCCCCUUGAGGACAAUCUCAAGCUUCACAUGGGACCAAACUCAUGUGAGGACCAUGUGUACUAAAGAAAAGCCCUGUCUGUGGGUAUUAAGGAAUGUAUUCACACAGGCUGGAAACCACAGCAACUGAAACUCUCCGACACCCUCCAUAGGGGCAAGUAAUUCAUCAUUUAUGGUUUAGUCAAGCAAAACAUUCAAAACCUUCCUCUGCAGAUUGUGUUUUGCAUGAGAGGGGAACGAGGGAUGUGUAAAGGGAGAAGAAUACAUGUGAAAGCAAUUCUGUUAAACAGAGUUUAAUUUGCAUGAGUAUGAAUUGCAUAAUAUUAUCAGGGCGGCACUUUCUUCUUCACCAACAUACUCCUUGUAGUAUUACAUUGCAUUUACAAGGGGUGUCUGUUUAAAGGGAGAUUUUUUUUUUUACAGACAAACACUAAUUCAAUGCUUAUCCUGCAUGACUUCAACUCUUCUGCCAUGAUGUGAGCUAAUUUCAGCUUUUUUCUCUCUUCUGCCACGGUAAAUUUGUGUUUUUUUGUGUCUAUGAAUUUGGAAGAAGCAGUUGCAGGAAUGUAUUUUUGAUUCAAAACUCAUGUCAUCUUUUGCUGAAUAAGACAUUUUCAUUUUUUACAAUAUUGCCUUGAGCACCGUUGAUUUCAGGUGCUUAAUAUAGGCUAUAUAGAGUCCUUCUUGUCCGACAGGGAAAACAUUCUUAAGUUGAAGGCGGUACUCAUCUAUCAUGUGGAUGCAGGUUUUCAUUCACUCAGUUACCGAGUAACUUCUCUUUAUUCAAGCUGCUGCAGUCUGUGAAUGAAAAAAAGUCCCCCCCGCCAAAACCCUAACCCAUAGGAUGAAACAUGACUCCAGAACCCCCAACUUAACGUGCAGAGUGACAUCACUGCAGCCUCUGCAGGGGUCAACAACUGCUGUGUUAAUAUUUGCUGUAUUAUAUUGUCAAUGUGCACUGUACAGGCUAACCACUCUUCCAUUCUCAACCAUUCUUUGUCACUGUGUAAAUAUGCUGUGAGUGUUUUAUUAUAUAUUGUCUUUGUGUUGUGUAUAAUGUGCUGCAAAAGUUCAAGUCACUGUAUUUCCCUUUUUGUAAUAUUUUCAAAAAGAACGGUAUGUAAUUGUAGGAAUGUUAUUGCUGUGGUCUAACGUGUCACGUCAGCAUUUGUGGAAAUGUUCUGACACUUUAUUCAAGUGUCAGAAAAAAGAGAAUUCAGCGAAGAAUGUCUUCUUGAAUUGUAGCUAAUUUAAAGGAAUAAUUCAACAUCUUUAGAAUUCUACUUAUUCACUUUUUCCAAGAUCUAUAUUUAGAUCGCUGCCUUUUUGGUUUAAAAACAAAUGGGUCAUGACUUCUUGUUCUCUGAAACAAAUUAAUGUUGUUCACCAUUUAACAGUUCCAGCCCCUAACUCCCCCUAAACCACAAGUUCUCAUUUCUCAGUUUCCAUUUCUGUUCAUUUACAGAUUAAAUAAACAAGAUCCAAUGUGUUAAUUAGUGAACUUUACGGAACCAGGCUAGCGGUUUCCCACGGCUUCCAGUCUUUAUGCUAAGCUAGACUAACCACGUCAUAACAAAGCUAACUACUGAACACACAGACAUGAGACUGACAUCAAUGGCAGAAAGAGUGUAAAUAAGUGUUUUUCCCCAAAUGUUGAACUAUUUCUUUAAGUUUUAAUAUUAAUGAAACAUUGUCAAGUCA